Lymnaea stagnalis (great pond snail) is the source of this 9057-nucleotide messenger RNA. NCBI's taxonomy places the organism in Eukaryota, Metazoa, Mollusca, Gastropoda, Lymnaeidae. The record is from the annotation of a GenBank genome assembly.
AGGGGGGGGGCAAGUGCCCCACCUUGCCACUACGUGCGGGCGCCCAUGGUUCUAUUCGUGUUGUGCAGUGUAUGAGUGUCAGAUGAUUGAUGUAAAACAAUAAAUAAAGGUAAGGACUAUAUUUCUUUUCUUGUGUUCAGCAAAAACAGUGCGUUCCUAAAUAGAUUUGACAUGCUUUAAAAAUAAAAUCUGAUGUCAAUUGGUCUGUUGUUUUUUUUUUAAAUAUGCAAAAUAUGGAAUACACCUGGAAGCAAUUGGAAAGGAAAGCACAUUACCGUGAUAAGUGGAGAAUUGUUGAAGACGGUCUAUGUUCCAGAAGGUGUAAAAAGGCAUAGUUAAGUAUUUAUUUAAACGUCUUUAGAACAAGUUACCCAAAUCGAUUGUGACUGUAACUAAAAACCUCUACAGUAAGUUGCCAGAUUUAACUGCAUUGUACUUCAGGGAUACAAAUAUGUUUUCAAGUGUAUUGACGUAUACUUCUUUUGCAAAGACACUAAUUAUCUUUUACAUAAUGCAUAUCUACGCUUAUAAUUUUUACACAUUCUAUACUAUGCAACUCAAAUUAUACCUAUGCUAACUGUAAGUGCUGUAAAAAUUUGCACUCCGACAAGGGAUAAAGACAGUUAACAAAUUGGUUCUAAACUCUACAUAUCCCUACCCUUCAACCCCCCCCCCCCCCCCUUUCUCCCCCCCCAUUUUCCACACGCGAAAAAAAGAAGAAAAAAAAAAACCAUAUGAGUACAGAAUUUAACAAACAGCUUCUGAUCGACUUUGUAAAUAAAAUUCAUUUUUUUUGUUUAAAUUGUUUUAAAAAAUCAUUUCACUGUUGUAGUAUGGGCUUUGAUAGUGAUUAAAAAAAUAGUAUCUUUUUUUUUAAAUUUAAAAAAUGAAGAAAAAAACCACCUUCCGAUUCGAUUGUAGUUGGUCUAAAAAUAAAUUGUAUUUAUUAUAUCUUACACUAUUUAAUUUACAUCCCCGUUCUCUAGCAAUUACACUAAUCCAUUAAAACUGAUGGGAGAGUUGAUAAUUUUGUCAUUUAAAUAAGAGAGCUCUUGAGCAUAGUCUACUUAUUUGACCUAAAUCAAACUUUAUGGUUAGUAUAGGUCUAAAGUCUAAUGGGUUUUAAAUGUUGUUAAAACUUUUUUAAGUGAAUUACUCAUUAAAUUUUAAUCAUCAUUGUCGUUCCACUAGAAAUUACGGAAAUAUGUCGUUACGAAAAAUAAUUAUUUGAAGGAACGUUACAUUUCGGUUAACUUGAAUGUGUACAUUUAGGCCAACACAAGAUCAAUAAACUAAAUUAAAUUAUUGUAGAAAUGCAGUUCUCUAUUCUCUCUUAUAACUUUACAUAUUAUAUAUUCAAGUUGUGAAAAAUGUUUUAGUAAUAUGUAUGGUUAAAUGUGCAUGUUAUUGAAUUGUGAUUUUAAAAGAUAAGAUGUUUUGAAAACGUCUUCAAAAUUGUGUGGUAUAUGAUUUUAUGAUGUAAGAAUGUAGAAGAAGAGAGCACUUACUGGUCUGUAGUGCCAUGAAAUAAUAAAUGCUUAAAGUAGUAUUACCUAUAGAAUCGAAAAUAGUUUGUUUUUAAUGUUAUCUAAAACAACGCAAUUAUUCUUUGUAUCAGUUGUAAUUUGAAAGAUGGCAAACAAAUUAAAUUUAAUCCUGGGCGUUGAUAAAACUAUAUUAAAUCAUUUUUAUUGUCUUAAAUAUAUAUAUAUAUAUAUAUAUGAUAGUUGUUAUUAGAUUACAUAGGCCUACCAACUUAAAAUAAAAUAUACAUCUAAGAGACUUUGUUAAUACGAAGUUUAGUGAGUAUAUUUUUACUAAGUUGAUUAACAAUAUAAACGUCUAAAAUAAAAUUAAUACACAUUCCUUUAUAUAUAGGCCUAAUUAAAGUUAUUCAAUUUAUGAUAUUGAAAAAAAAAACACUUUAGAAAAAAUAAAAAUUGAGGCUUUACGAUGUCGAAAUACGGAAAUAGUGAUAUAAAAUAUUAUAUUAUUAUGAACUCAUAUAGAUGGAACUGCCACGCUCCUUUAAACUUGUUUCUACAAUACUAUCUUUAGUAGUAUUGUUGAUGACGAAGUUUCACAAUUAUGGUAAGUGAUUACAGCAUAGUCUACAUAUUGAUUGUAUACAAAAAUUUAAAUUUAAUUUUGUUCAAUGAAAGGAUUGGAAUUUAUUAUGUUUGAUGAAUAAUUUGAUAAAUGACAAACUUUUUAUAUUUUUGUUAAAUUGAAAUAUUUUAUUUAUUAUAUAGAAAAACAAGUAUUACAAUAUUAAUAAUUAAGUAAAUAUUUAUAAAUUACGAUGUUGGAUUGAAGAAGCUUUUCCCAAUUCUGGGUAACGAGUGCAUUAUUCAUAAACGAAUCUUUUUGCUGCAUAAUGUGUUUAUUUUCUGCAUUUUUAAUUUUUUUUUAAUUUUUCAGAACUCAAAAAAGAAUACUUCCUAUUUCGUAUUUAACUAUUUAACAAUUAUAUUCUUUUUUUUCCCCCCUUAAAUUGCCGUAAUGCUUUCGCAUAAAAAUAGACUAUAAUCCAACAGUGAACUAAACUGUACUAAUUUUUUGACAGUUCACACGAAGAAAAAAUGUGUGCUUUUGCUGUCAAUAAUGAGUGCGAUGCUCAUUUUAAAAAAAACAACUAAAAACUAAAAUACGAUUAUCUUUAUCAGAAGCAAAGGAUUGAAAAGCACUUGAAAUUGGUAACAAUGAAAACCUCUUUUAUUAUCAUUAAUUAUUACAGGAUCACUCAUGUUCAGUCCAUGUUGGUGUUUGUUACAUUUAUUAUGUGUUAAAACAUGAACAACGAAAAAAGAUAAUUUUUAAUAAACAACAUAGCCCGUGAAACCAUCAUUUUUAAAAAUUCUUAUUUAAGUAAGUCAAGCUUUAUAUAUAUACACUUACAUAUAUCAUAUCAUAUAAUAUAUAUAUAUAUAUAUACAAUCGAAUAUUGUUAUUUAACAGAAGCCUUGGGUUCAUCUGCAACAUGUCGUCCUGCAGAAGAAGGCAAAGAUUAUACAUUUACCUUUAAUCUAAUGAUUCCUGCGGGAGAGAUAAUUACGCAUAUUGUUAUAGAGAAAGAUGAAACUCCAAUGACAAAUUGUUUAUUACCAAACAAUUGCACAGACUACAUCCGCGACUAUAGAACAACAUUAUUUGUAAAUGAGACAAGCCAAGUAAUUAGUAUUACAGUUACGAUGUACAACGUCACUAGAAAAAGAACAUACAAGAAUGGAAUUAAUUGGUUUAUUGUUUACAACUUCAACGUCUCGAAAUUCAUCUGCAAAAUUUUAAUUUUCGGUAAGUGGUUUGUCAAUAUCAGCCUUACGAAAACAUUCAUUUUCUCCUAGAUUUACACACACACAAAAAUAUUUUUAAUAAACCGUGAAGAAACAAUUAAUAAUUAACGUAUAAUAAUAAAUUUACCUAAAAGAAAGAGAAGUUAGUUUCAAUUUCUGUUUUUAUAAAAAAUAAUUCAUAGCCAUAUACUUCAUAUAGGUUUAGUUUAGUUAUGAUUCAUUUAAUUUUUGGUACCUAAUUUUUAUGUAGAAAUACGUCUACGUACUACUUAAAACAAAAAAAAUAAAAAAUUAAAUAAAUAAUAAUAUAAUAUAAUAAAUUUCUGCUUGUUGAACUUGUAUUUUUAUCAAAUAUUUUCUUUUAUAGCAAGAAUUAAAUCAAUUUCUUGCAACACUCAAAUGUUGGAUGACACUCUGAAUAUAAUAUGCAUUGCAUCAAAUAUCUACCAUGAGACACAGUGUGACAUUUCCGUUAAGCAUACAGAAGUAAGUCUUAGUCAUCAUCAUAUUGUAUGGAGGUAGGUAGGCCUAUUAAAUUGUAUUUUAAAUAGUUAAAGAGCAGAGGGAUUUAUUUUUAUAUUUUGAGGAGUCACAUUUCUCUGAUGCUUCGUCUUGUGCCAACGCACGUUUCUUUCUCCACAAUACUGACAAUAACUUUUGGCUAACAUUUUAAUUUUUUUGGGUGCCGGUAAGUUAGAACUGCCAUGUUAGUAUGUUAGUUAGGCAAAAAGUAAUUCAGAUGACUCUUUUUUUUUGUGGGUUCGUGUGUGCAAACUUUGUAUGAGUUUAACUAGCAAACAUAAUAGUAUACAAGAGUGCCUUUUGCAUGCUACUUAUACAUGGUUUUAUGGAACCUUUGUUUUUCCAUUAAAACUUAACUGACAAAAUAUUUAAAAUUAAUGACAGUUUUUUUUUAAAGUAUAGGCAUAGGAUUCUGCUGCGGCUUUUUGGACCUGGUAUGAAGAGUUGGAGGUUGGGUUUAUUAAAAAAACAAACUAUUAUUGUUGGGUUGUAAGAUAAAAAGUUGGUAUCAAAUGAAAGAUAAUUGAAUGGACUAUAUGCAGGGGUGGACUGGGCCGCCCGGACACCGGGAAGAUUCCCAAUGGACCGCUAGGAGCGGUGAUAUAAUAAAAAUAAAAGUCAUGAAGAUAGGGCCGCUUUUUGUUUUUUUCCCGGGCCGCUUGAACUCCCCAGUCCACCCCUGACUAUAUGUUUGUUAACUCACUUCUUCAGUCUAACUAAAAUAAACUACUGCAAACGACAUUCGAAUAGCAUUUAGUCUUAAGUACUCUUAAGGGACUCGGGGUCUGGAUAGUCACUGAUAGUGGUUAUGCAUAACCGUUUCACUUUAGUUUAGACUAAAUGCUAUUCGAAUGUGAUUUUUGUUACUUCUCACUUCUGAUAGGCGGGUCCGAAUAGCCACUUUGAUAGGGUUUACUGAUGAAAGAAGUGGUUGGUUGCUAAACAGUCAAAAGAGUCAUUCAUUUAUAAAAAGUAUAAAUAAUUAUAUAUAAAUGUUAUAACAAAGAUAAGACCAGUAAAAAUUAUUCCAACCAAAGUUAGAUAAGACUUUAAAAAAUGUUGGUGAAAAUAUUUUUGAAGAAUUAGAAGUUUUAUUAAAAUCUAGUACUUGAAAGCAAAGAAACUGUUACAUAGUAUUAUAAUUAUAUAAGCACUUCACUUUUUUUGUAUUUCAUCUAUUUAUUCCUUGUGAAUUUAUUUGAUCAUACAGACAGGAAAUAGGAGAGUCUAUUUCUUGUAAUGAAAUUUCUCAAAAGAUAUGACUUUAUUUUACAUUUUUAGGGAGAUCAAAAAGAAUUCAAGAAAUAUGAGUAUGAGUAUUUUUUAACAACAAAGAACAAGUUUAAAAAAAAGUUAUGUUAUUUCAUUUUAAAAAAAAUAAAAAAUUCAGUCUAUGUUAUAAUGGUAUAAGAAUCCUUACACUCUAUAAAUAAAAGUCCAUCAAAGCAACUUUAUUUGAAAUGGGAGAACAAUUUGACAGAAAGAAACAUCUUCCCACGUUAAAAUAGAAGAACAUAUUGUACAGUCUCACUAACCUAUGCCAACUCACUACAAACUUUAACUUUUACUGCCGUAAAAAAAUGUUAGUUUUAAAAAAUUAACUAAUGUUCUGUAAACAUAACCUGUAUGUUGAAAUGGCAUAAAGAGAGUUUUCAACAUUUUCCUUGGUAAUUUAUAUUCUUUGAUAAUUACACAGUUCUGCAACCUGCCCCUAUCUUCUAACAAUGGCUUCAUAUAAGUAGAAAAAUAAAAAAUCAUAAGUCAGUUUGAAUUUAAUGUAAAAUUAUAAUUGGUACACAAGCCUAUUUAUUUAUUUAUGAAUUUUUAUUAAAUAUGAUAAAAAUUAGGAGGAUUAUCCCCCCCCCCCCCCCCAACCCCCCUCCCCUUUUUUUUUUUUUUUUUUAUUUUUUUAAAUAAAAACGAUGAUAUUACUUAGCUGCUUAAAACAAAUUAAAAAUUCAAUAUACUGAAGACAUUCCUUUAUUUAGAAUUCAAUUUAAUUAUAAAAUUGGGUAUUUAAUUAAGCUAAACUUGCAUUAAUAAUAUUUUUAAUAUUUUUUUUUAAGAAAAAGAAAAAUAUGAUUUCAAUCCAAUCAAUCAACAAUAACCGUGAGAUGUCAUCAAGUGAAAAAACUGUAUUUAAAACAGUUUGUUCAGUCUUUAUUUCAAGAGAGGAUCUAAGUCCAGGACAAUAUGAAGCAGUGGUGACCAUGUAUCCCAAUAUUACUGGAACUAAUGAUGAUAAGCAAUUUUCAACAGUACAUUCACUGUCAGUUAAUUUAGGUAAACUUCUCAUGAAGCUGCUAUAUAUUUGAGGAUAGUGUAUGAGGGACUGUGUUCAAGUCAUGUGAAAUAACUAGUGGAACAAUAUAUGUUAAGGCUUAAAUUAAAACACAGGACAAAUAAAAAAAAGAACUAGUUUAGAAUUAAACUACCAGGAUAAUUAUUUCAUUGAGAUUUCCGUGCACAUAAGUUUUUGAAUUUGUUAAUAACAUUAUCUGUUGCUUCUUGUUUCGUAUUGGCUACUUUAGUGAGUUUCCAACAGACAAAUCCCUGUAAAUUGCCCUGUUUAUUUUAUUGCAAGCCUUUAUCUUGUUCAACUUACUAUUAAUUUAACCUUGAAUCUAUACAUUUACUUUUCAAUAAAUAUAUUGUUUCAUUGAAAUUUUUUUUCUAAAUAACUUUAAAUUUGAGUAUUGUGUAAAACAUAUUUCCUUUUAGAAUAUCCAAGCAUUACAGUUAAAAACUGCCCUGAGAUAAUUGAAGAAAAUACAGAAGUCACCUGCACCUGUGAGAGAACUGAUAAGAGUCUCAUUAAUGUUUCAAUAGUUUGGUUUGAUAGUAGUGGUCACAUAAUAGCCAGCAAUGGAUCUCCACAUUUAAAGUUCAAAGCAACCAGUAAUAUUAAUAGGGACCAAGCAUGUAAGUACAUUAAACAUUUCAAUUACCAGAAAAGUAUGUAGGCUUAAUAAAAUAUUACUAAAUAAAUAUUUAUUUUUAAUAAACAACAAUAAAUAUCUUAUACUAUAUCUUAAUUAGCUAAAAUUAAAUUUUGGAAAAUAUUUAAUUCUAUUGCAGGUGAAAUCAACCUGUUCCUGCUAAUGGAUUGCAAAACAUUAUGAAAUAGUGUUCAAUUUAGUUCUGAGCCCUACUACAUUAAUUAACUGAUAAACCUUUGGUACAUGUAUUUUAAUUGUGUUCAUUUAAACCUCAUCAGACUUUUACUGCAAGACACAAAGUUGGGUCAGAUGGGAACAUUCCAACAUAACAAUAGUCUACAAACCAAUAAUAAUAGGUACUUCUUAAAUACCAAUAACAUAACUAAAAAACAAUUUAAGGCCUAAAUUUUUAUUUUAUUUUUUUUUAAAAUUUAUUUCAAUCAUGAGUCCAAUGGCAAUAUUUUUUAUUUAUUAUUUGUAAUUAGUUACAAAAUAAAGUUAAAGAAAAUAUAAACAUAUUUCCUUUUCUAUUUUGUCUCUUAAAUAAGCUACAUGCAACAUUUAUAAACGUAAUGAAUAUAGUGGAAACAUUUUUUAAUAUGAUAAGCACUUUUUAAAAUUCUUUUUGAUACAAUUAAAGGUUAGUUUAUUCUUGUCACAUUUUUAAAAUCCUUUUUUAUGAUAAAUAGGCCUAUAAUGUUUGUUUUGGGUUAAGUCAACUGUCUUUUUCAUUUUACAUGUGAGCUUUUCAUUUAUUCUUGUUAUUGUCCCUUUAAUUCAUAUUUGUAUAUAUAUGUAUAUUUUUAUAUAUAUGUGUUUUAAAUAUAAAAUAUGAAUAUAUAAUUUACAAUUCAAACUUAUAUAUUAACUGAUAGUUACGUAAAGAAUAAAAAAUUACAAGGAAAGCUUACCAUAUUGCACAGAAGAGUACAAUUGAAUGCUAAAAUUAUUUUAUACUGGUUUAAAAUACUAGUAGAUGGCUUUGCUUUUUUCUAUAUGUGAAAUUUGGUACAAAUCUCUUCACGGCAUGAGUUAUUUAUAAAAGAAUUUUUUUUUUUUGUUAAACCCACUACAAUGUUGAUCUUGCAGUAACAGUAAAGAACCAUACCUGCAAACAUGAAAAUUUACCACAUGAAGUAACUGUGACUUGUGAAACAGAUCUAAUUUAUCCUGCUGCAAAGUGUCACUAUACAAUUUAUUACAAUCAUGUAAGUAUUUUUCAAAGCUAAUGACAUAUCUUUAUACAAUUAUAAUUGAUAAAAACAAAAAUUAAUAAAAAAUUAAGAUUUAUUUGAAUGUAAAAUAUCAUCAUCAUCAUGUCCCUUAGUACUUGCACCGUUGGGACGCCUGAGAUGGCAUGUAAACUAUCCUCCUCCAAUGGUCUCUGUCUUCUGCAGGUUGCACAACAUCGCCUAGUUUUAGUCCUGUGCACUCUUUAAUGUUAUUUUCCUACCUUUUUCUCUUUCCUCUUAUAUGUAAGAUAUAUAUAAUUAUUAAUUAUGCUUUUUUAAGUUAUAUGUAUAUUAUGGGUUGCUUCAAUGUACACAUUGUAAAAUGGACUUUUUAUUUUAAAUUUUCUAACUACGAUGAAAUCAAUGAAGGAUAUAUAUUAGCAACACACAUUGCUUAUCAAGGGCAUGUACAAUUUGAUGACAAUGAUGAAUACAGAAGAAUUGGUGAUAAUAUUAAAAAAACAAUUCAUGAAAUUGAAAUACUUGAAAAGAAUGAUGUCUUUGAACUUAUUGAUGAUGAAAUUGUUGCACAUGAAGUUAAUGUUGAAAUAAUACGCACUGAUCAACUUUUUGUAUGUUUACAUACUAUGUAUAUUGUAAAUGUAGAAAGUACACAUACUUUUCUUAACCAAAAUGAUUUAAAUAUUUAAUGAAAAACAUCGUGAAAAAUUUUAAUAAACAAAUAUUUCAGUUAUAAAAUGUUGUAUCCCUAUAAAAUAAAAUUUUCAUUAUUCUUAAUUUUAUGCAUGUACAGUGAGAGAUUUUGUUUAAAAAGUAAAACCAUCAAUAUAAUUCCAAUGUAUCAAUACAUUGUAAUCUUUACUCAUUAAUUUUAUAUCUAAAAUUGUCCAAAGAUAAAUGUCAUUAAAAACUACUUUUUGCAAUUUUAAUUAAUGUUAAAGUAUUGAUAAACUGUAUAGUUUUUUGUAUGCCCUUAACAAGAAAACAUUACCCGUGUGUUAUUCAACAAGUUAUUAAAUUUUGUUGAUAAUAAUUUUGGAAAAAGUUUUAAAUUUUGUUUAUUUUUUUAAAAAUUAUAUUGGUUUCUUUAAGAAAAUUGUGCACAUAUUU